AAGCUAUCGAUCUUGCUUUCACACCACCUUCAUCUUCCCUCAUCCUUUCAUCUUUUCUUUCUUUCUGACAUUAUGGUUGCGUCCAGUGUUCUUGGUUUCCCCCGUAUUGGUCCGAAUCGUGAGAUCAAAAAAGUCGUUGAGGCCUACUGGGCUGGCAAGACCAACGCCGAGGAGGUCACCAAGGUCGCCGCGGAGGUCAAAAAGCUCAACUGGACUGAACUUCAACAACGUGGUGUUACUUACAUCCCGAGCGGUGACUUUUCGCUCUACGAUCAUGUUCUUGAUCACUCUGCAGCAUUCAAUGCUAUCCCCAAAAGGUAUCAUGGCCUGGGUUUGUCCCCUCUCGACACCUACUUCGCUAUGGCGCGUGGACGUCAGGCCGAUGGGGUCGAUGUACCUGCCGGUGAGAUGAAGAAGUGGUUCGACUCCAACUACCAUUUCCUUGUGCCCGAGCUCGAUGACGCUGUUGAAUUUAAGCUCAACUUCAACAAACCUCUCGAAGAAUUCAACGAGGCUAAGGCCCUUGGCAUCACCACUCGUCCCGUCGUCCUUGGUCCCAUCACCUAUCUUGCUCUCUCCAAGGCUACCAAGGAAGCGAAGGCUGACUUCGAGCCCAUCUCCUUACUCCCUAAAAUCCUCCCUGUGUACAAACAGCUUUUGAGCGAGCUGAAAGCUGCUGGUGCCGAGUGGGUUCAAAUUGACGAGCCCAUUCUCGUCACUGAUAAGGGUGCCAACUUUGAAUCACAGUAUGGUUCUGCGUACCCUGAGCUUGUCGCCGUUGCGCCCAAACUCCUUCUUACCACCUUUUAUGGCCGUCUCGAAUCCAAUGUGAACUUCAUUGCUAAACUCCCUAUUGCUGGCCUCCACAUCGAUCUCGACCGUGCUCCUGAGCAGCUCGAGAAGGCCAUCAACGCCGUCAGUUCGACUCCGAUUGUCCUGUCACUUGGUGUUGUAUCUGGUCGUAGCGUUUGGAAAACUGAUUUCUCAGCUGCUAUCAAGCUGGCUGAGAAAGCUAUUUCCGCUCUAGGUGAAGACCGUGUCAUCGUCGCUACUGCUUCCACUGUCCUUCACAUCCCGGUAACUCUUGCUUCUGAGAAAAAACUCACUGAGGAGCAAAAGGAUUGGUUUUCCUUUGCGCUUGAGAAGGCUUCCGAGGUCGCUACUAUUGCAGCCGUUGUCUCAGGAUCUCAGGAUGCUGCGGUCGCCGCUGCUCUGGAAGCCAAUCGCACUUCCAUUGCCAAGCGUCGUGACUUCGAGAAGAACUCCGAUGACUCUGUUCGCAAGCGGGUCGCCUCUAUCACCCCUGACCAGUACGAACGGAAGAGUCCCUUCGCUGUUCGUCUUGAAGCACAAAAGGUCCUCAAUCUUCCCAAAUUCCCUACCACCACCAUCGGUUCUUUCCCGCAAACUAAGGAAAUUCGUCAAGCUCGCGCCAAGCUCGGCAAGGGUGAAAUCUCUGAGGAAGAAUACGAAGAGUUCAUCAAGAAGGAAAUUGAAUCUGCCGUUCGCUUCCAAGAGAAAAUUGGUCUUGACCUUCUUGUCCAUGGUGAGCCUGAGCGCAAUGACAUGGUGCAAUACUUUGGAGAGCGUCUUUCCGGCUUUGUAUUCACUCAAAAUGCCUGGGUCCAGUCUUAUGGUUCCCGUUAUGUUCGUCCUCCGAUCAUCGUCUCGGACGUUAGCCGAAAGGAGCCUAUGACUGUCCGCUGGAGUCAGUAUGCUCAAAGCCUUACUAGUAAACCCAUGAAGGGUAUGUUGACUGGACCAGUCACUAUCUUGAAUUGGUCCUUCCCACGUGUCGAUAUCUCUCGUGAGCUUCAGGCUCAGCAGCUUGCUCUUGCUCUUCGUGAUGAGGUUUGCGACCUCGAAGCUGCAGGCAUCAAGGCUAUUCAAGUCGACGAGCCAGCUCUACGUGAGGGCCUUCCUUUACGUCGUGCUGACUGGGAUUCUUACUUGAACUGGGCCGGAAACACCUUCAAGCUUUCGACUGCUGGUGUUGGCGAUCAUACCCAGACCCAUUCUCACUUCUGUUACUCCGACUUUGAUGACAUUUUCCCUCAAAUUCAACGUCUCGAUGCUGAUGUUAUUUCUAUUGAGGCGUCUAAGAGUGACAUGAAGCUCAUCAACACCUUCAAGCACUACGGCUACUCCAACAACAUUGGUCCCGGCGUUUAUGAUGUCCACUCCCCUCGUGUUCCCGGAGAUGUCGAAAUUCAGGAGCGUAUCAAGGCCAUGCUUGCCUAUCUUGACCAGUCUCUUCUCUACGUCAACCCAGACUGUGGAUUGAAAACCCGUGGCUGGAAGGAAACCGAGGCUUCUCUCGUUAGCCUCGUUCAAGCCGCCCGCUGGGCUCGGGAGAAUUAUGUUUAAACGAUCAAACUCCGCGCUUCAACAGCGCCCGCAGAUCCGUUAACUUAUAGCUGGAGAAUUGUCUUGCUUGUUGACGUGUACUUGUGGGUGGAUAUUUCAUUGGGCAUUGCUUUUUGCUAAGCUGAGUAUGAUGAUGCUCCUUUGGAUGUGUACUUGAGUACGUUGGGUUUUCGAAGUGACUGUUUGUACUUCGACAUAUUCAGGGCAUGUCGCGAGGGGGUUUUAUGAUGAAUUUGUUGCUGGGGAGAAAAGUAUAUAAGUAUGCAGUUCGUCGGAUUUCAACAAUCCUUGUGUAUUUUUUGUUGUUCAUUGUAUCGCUAAACAUCGUUGCAUCGUGAGGUAAUGAAAUGCUCACAUUUUGCUCC
This is a messenger RNA of Lentinula edodes (shiitake mushroom), 2732 nucleotides long. RefSeq names its product 5-methyltetrahydropteroyltriglutamate-homocysteine S-methyltransferase. NCBI's taxonomy places the organism in Eukaryota, Fungi, Basidiomycota, Agaricomycetes, Agaricales, Omphalotaceae. The transcript has 8 exons. The coding region runs from base 73 to 2367 and encodes 764 amino acids. Gene Ontology annotation, molecular function: zinc ion binding; 5-methyltetrahydropteroyltriglutamate-homocysteine S-methyltransferase activity. The record is from RefSeq and is a predicted model, not a curated record.